Molecule: messenger RNA, 603 nt
Organism: Microthlaspi erraticum
Lineage: Eukaryota; Viridiplantae; Streptophyta; Magnoliopsida; Brassicales; Brassicaceae
Source: the annotation of a GenBank genome assembly
AUGAAGCGAUUUGCAAGAGAAGAGGAGCCUGAGCUCGAUCGAGCUGAUCGAGCUGAGGAUCGAGCUGAGUCAGCUGAAGAUCAGGCCAGGAGAGUGCGGAUUUGGAGGAUUGGACUUCUCCAAAAGUUCAACAAAUGGCAAGGGAAAGCCAUUGAGAAGAUGCAAAAGUCCAUGGACAAGAUGGUGAGCAAGAUCAAAAGUUUGGAGAAGAAGGUUUCUGGUUCUUCAAGCAAGAAGAAGAAGUCCAAGGCCCCCACAUUCCCUAGGAGUAGUCACUCCUCACCACUCCAAGGAGGCUCCCUGCCCAAGAGCCUCACAGAGCCUCUUCUUUCGAGCCAAGGGAAGGAGAAGACAACACGCAGAGAAGGAGGAAGACUUCCAAGGCCAGACGCUCCAGCUCGACCACCGGACUCGAUCGAGUCCAAACAGAGGAAACUCAACUCGAUCGAGCUGAGGGUCGAGUUGACCUGGAGGAGCCCCUGUUUGAGAUCCGGAUUCGAGUACGAUCAACGCAGUACCAGGACUUCUCCCAGACCAACUGGACCCCUACAACAGCUUCGAGCAAGCCAGCUCCACCAAGGCCAAGGGAGCCACACACUUUGA